AUGAUUGGAUUUAUACGGGUAUUUUACUAUUGUCAUUUGCAACAGCGUUUUUUUAUUCGACUUCGUCCGGAUAAUAUUUUGCUGUCUGGUGGAAUUGGCUUCUCGAUGGCCUUGGUUAUUUUGCGUGAGUUUUUUUUCGAAAAUAGAUUUGGGAAAAAUAACAGAGAAUAUGCUUUUUAAAUUGAAAACAGACCUAAUUUUAAACAUUUAUAAAUGAAACGGAAAAUUUUAUUAAUCUCUAUUUUUAGUUUGAAAUAUUGUGAACAGUUCUGAAAAUCUUUUUAAAGUUACAAUUUAAAAAAUCAUUCAGGAAAUAAUAAAAAUGAGCCCAUUCAGACAAAAUGUUUCCUUCUAACCCUCACUCAUGAAAAAUAUUUAUUUAUUUCAGGCCACAAAAUCGUCUAUUCUUUAAUUGGUGUAGCCUUGGUUCUUCUAGCCCAUGCAAUUGUUCCAAAACGGUAAUUUUUUUUCAGAAUCUAUAAACAAAUCAGCAAAUUUUUUCAGUCAACAAACAUUGAUUGUCUUUAUCGGAACGUUCACCUAUUUGAUGAUUGUUCGAUUUAUUCAUAUGAUUUUGGAUGUUGAUGAAGUUUUGAGUCAUACAAAUGUUGUGCAACUCAUCAUAACUUUAAGGGUGAGUUUUUCUCAAAAGGAAACCAAAAAAAUAUUCUAAAAAAUUUUUCAGGUGAUUGGAUUAACAUUUGAAAUCUCCGACUCUGAAAAUCCAAAAAAAGACGAGAAUAAGCGAUAUCUCACUGAUAUUCCUGAUACUUUACACAAACUUGCAUAUUUCUAUCAUUUUUGUGGAUUAUUUACCGGCCCAUAUUAUACCUAUCAAAUGCUUUUAGAUGCACAAAAUCCAAUUUUGAAAACUUGGGAUCCGAAAAAUGAAGUUUUGUCGAGAAUUUAUAGGCUUCUCUGGUCCGUUCCAUUAUUCAUAUUGAUCAAUUAUUAUUGUCCAUUAGAUGUGAGUUUUUUUUUGAAAACGGAAAACGGUUUCCUUAAAAAAUAAUCUUUUGAAAUUUUUUUUAGACAAUUCGAAGUGAUGAUGUUUGGAAUGUUAGUUUUCUGACUCGCCUGGUUUAUGCUGCCCUCAUUUUCAUGGUUUUCAAAACUAGAGUUUACAGGUAUGUUUCUAUCAAAAACAAUCUAUGAAAUAGCAACCCACAAUCAUAAAAAAAAAUUCCAGUGCUUGGGCGAUAGCAGAAUCAAUUUGUGUAGUUCUCGGAAUCGGAAUCUAUCCAUCUGCAAGUAAACCAAGAAUCAUUGUUGGACCAACUGAUAUCAAGGAAUAUGAAAGAUUGAAAAAUACUGAAAUUGUGAAUGUUGAUAGUGAAGCAAUUGUAAAUUUGGAUAUUCCGAUGGUUGAAUUUUCGAAUGGUUUUAGAGAUGGAAUGAAAUCAUGGAAUCGAUCUGUUCAAACUUGGCUAGCAAUUUAUGUUCAUUCGAGAGUCAAAUUUAUGCGAGUUGAGAUGACAAUGUUGGUUUCGGCACUUUGGCAUGGGGUUUAUGCUGGAUAUUUUAUGUGAGUUUUUUGGGAUGGAUUGAAGUUUGACAUAAAAAUCAAUUUUUUUUAAAUCAAUUUCAAUCCAAAAGUUUGUCUCCUGUUAAAAAAGCCAUUGACAAAUUUUUAUAAAAAUUGGAAUUUAAAGCUCUACUGUACAUCUAAACUUUUAAGCCACGGUGUUUCACUGUUUAUUUCGAAAUUUGAAAUUUUUAUACCAAUUUUUGAGAAGCUUCCAGAAAAAAUAUUCUUCAAGGAUUCUACUGAUCUUCCAAAUGAGAAUAACUUUUAAGUUUAGUUUUAAUUGAAAUUUAAUUUAAAAUUUUAAUUAAAAUUUUUGCUUACAUUUAGAACCUUUAAAUAAAAAAUUGUCUGAAAAAAGUCUUUGUGGUUUUAAAAAUUCCAAAUUGAACUUCAGGGUUUUGAAAUUUCAUUAUUUCCGAACCCCUUUCGAACUCUAGAGCCAUGUUUUUCAUCCUGGAUCUUGAUAAUUUCGAUGUUCAGGUCCAUCUGUGAAAUUUACAGAAAUAAACUCAACAAGCAAAAUUUUGAAGUAAAUUUUUAUGUUAGUAUAAAAUAAAUCAAGAUAUUCUUGAUAAUUUUAUCACGAAAAAAUGAUCACGCCAAAAAAAUUAAAAACAAUAAUUUCCAGGUCCUUCGGAGUUGUUGCAAUGUGUGCAAAAUUGGAAGAUGUCAUUUACCGUUUAGUCCCAGUCAACCCGGAAACAAAUCAAAGACCAGCCUGGUUUAGAUAUUUGUGAGUUUUUUUGGUGAAUUUUGGAUCGGAGACUGCAAGUUUUUCCAUCAAUAAAAAUCGUAAUACCCAAGAUUUUCCAGAUACAUUCAUACAAUUCGUUGCCGUGGAUUCGAAAUGCUCGCAACCGGAUUUCUUCUCAAAAACGGCGCCGAUGUUCAUCGCUUCUGGUGCUCGAUUUAUUAUUGGUUGCCACUUCUCACCAUUCCAUUUUACAUCUACGAUCUCCUGUAUCCAGCUCCAAAAAGGGAUAAAAUAAAAACAAAGUAG
Caenorhabditis angaria is the source of this 2528-nucleotide messenger RNA. The record is from the annotation of a GenBank genome assembly. NCBI's taxonomy places the organism in Eukaryota, Metazoa, Nematoda, Chromadorea, Rhabditida, Rhabditidae.